Molecule: messenger RNA, 696 nt
Organism: Pimephales promelas (fathead minnow)
Lineage: Eukaryota; Metazoa; Chordata; Actinopteri; Cypriniformes; Leuciscidae
Source: RefSeq, a predicted model, not a curated record
UUGCGCGAGUGUCAGGAACAGGAAGUGAAAGCGGCUGCUGCUGAGUGCUUGAAGCACGGGCACUUUCUUCAGAAACUUCGGCUGCCUCUGACGGCUCCGGUGCUUUGAAAGAUGGACAGCCAAGGAAGAAAAGUGGUGGUUUGUGAUAACGGAACAGGGUUUGUCAAAUGUGGUUAUGCCGGAUCCAACUUCCCAGAGCACAUCUUCCCAGCACUGGUGGGCCGGCCCAUCAUCCGAUCCUCAACUAAAGUGGGCAACAUUGAGAUUAAGGAUCUGAUGGUGGGAGAUGAAGCGAGUGAACUGCGCUCAAUGCUGGAGGUGAACUAUCCAAUGGAGAACGGCAUCGUCAGGAACUGGGAUGAUAUGAAGCACUUAUGGGAUUACACCUUCGGCCCAGAGAAGCUCAAUAUCGAAUCGCGCAACUGCAAGAUCCUCCUCACAGAACCUCCCAUGAACCCAACCAAGAACCGCGAGAAGAUCAUAGAGGUCAUGUUUGAGACGUACCAGUUUGCAGGGGUUUACAUCGCCAUCCAGGCUGUGCUUACACUUUAUGCUCAAGGCCUUUUGACAGGGGUGGUGGUGGACUCGGGCGAUGGAGUAACCCACAUUUGUCCUGUGUACGAGGGCUUCUCUCUGCCCCAUCUCACCAGGAGACUGGACAUUGCGGGACGAGACAUUACACGCUAUCUCAUUAAG